AUGAAGUCGCUCGGUGUUGUCAUAUUGUGCACCAUUCUCAUAAUUGUGGCUAUCACAAUCGCUGAUGCCCAGAAGAAAGCAGCAGAUAAAAAGAGUAAGUCUAACGUCAAUUCAGCUGGAAACAAGAAGAGCGUUGGAAAGGCGCUUAAAAAGACCUCGACCAGCAAGCCAACCACCAGAAGGAGAAAAAGCAGCACUAUGUUAUUUAAAACGACGAAAAAAACAACUGGAACCACAGCUUCAACAUUUAUAUUGGCAUCAUCUUUUGAGGAUGAUGCACCAGACAAUGAAGCUGGAUCUGAUUGCUUUGACGCUUGCUAUCCAAACACGUCAUUACUCACCGCCGAAGGAAAAGUUCGGAGUCCUGAAAAUUACGGAAAGAUUGUGGAAACCAAUGGUAAAAAAUUUUUGGUGGGGACAAUGCAACUUGGUUCGUGGCAAGAUAACUGGAAAACUUGCUGCUCGAUUGGAAUGCAGCCACUUCUUUUAACCGAGAAAACAAAAAUUAACGAUUUCAUAGCUGCCGUUGUUCUUGCGAGUAUUAUUUUUUUCUUGUACACGACCAGCUGCGCAAUGUAA
Messenger RNA from Cloeon dipterum, 579 nucleotides. RefSeq lists its product as uncharacterized. The record is from RefSeq and is a predicted model, not a curated record. Lineage: Eukaryota; Metazoa; Arthropoda; Insecta; Ephemeroptera; Baetidae. Bases 1 to 579 code for a protein of 192 amino acids. The transcript is spliced from 7 exons.